This is a messenger RNA of Geodia barretti, 1707 nucleotides long. The record is from the annotation of a GenBank genome assembly. Lineage: Eukaryota; Metazoa; Porifera; Demospongiae; Tetractinellida; Geodiidae.
AGAAUAAUAGUCGCGCAACUUGAAGAGGACGGGCUGCUGGAACACAUCGAGCCGUAUCGUCAUUCGGUGGGGCACUGCGACAGGUGCGACAAUGUUGUCGAGCCGAUUAUCACGAACCAGUGGUAUGUGAAGAUGGAACCACUGGCUAAGCCGGCGCGUGACGCCGUGGCAAGCGGCGAAACGCGGAUAAUUCCUGAGCGGUUUGCCAGAGUCUAUUUCAACUGGAUGGACAAUAUCCGCGACUGGUGCAUCAGCCGCCAACUGUGGUGGGGACAUCGCAUACCCGUAUGGUACUGCGACGACUGCGAUGAGGUGAUAGUGGAGCUUGAUGACCCGACAAUUUGCGACGCGUGCGGGUCUAGCGCGCUGAGACAGGACGAGGAUGUGCUGGACACAUGGUUUAGCUCGGGACUGUGGACGCACUCGACGCUCGGUUGGCCGAAUGACAGCGAGGACCUGGAUUACUUCUACCCGACUAGCGUGAUGGAGACGGGCUACGACAUCAUUUUCUUCUGGGUGGCGCGGAUGAUGAUGAUGGGCAUCGAAAAUAUGGGCGCGUCGCCGUUCCAUACCGUCUAUUUGCAUGGGCUUGUACUCGACCCUGAAGGCGUGAAGAUGAGCAAGACGCGGGGUAACGUGCUUGACCCGCUUCAGCUAAUCGACAUAUACGGAGCGGAUGCGCUGAGGUUUGCGCUGACAAUUGGGAACUCGCCGGGCAACGACCAGCGUCUCAACGAGCAGAAGCUGGAGGCGAGCCGAAACUUCGCCAACAAGCUGUGGAAUGCCGCGCGCUUCGUCAUGGGCAACCUGGAAGGCGCUGGUGCGGCGCUUGACGGCUGGCAUAGUCCCGAUCUGCCCACACACAGGCAAGACCGCUGGAUAAUGAGUCGUCUGAAUCGCUUGACGGAGCAGGUCGAACAGUUCAUGCAAGACUACCAGUUCGGCGAAGCGCAGCGGGCGAUUCACGAUUUCUUCUGGCAUGAGUAUGCGGACUGGUACAUUGAGAUGGCGAAAAUUCGGCUGCGGUCCGAUGGCGAUGACGAGGAGUCGCCGUUGCCGUAUCUCGCUUAUGUGCUCGAGCGCGUGCUGCGGAUGCUGCACCCAUUCAUGCCGUUCGUGACCGAGGAGAUAUGGCAGGCUCUGAAGGAUGCGCCCGACGCCCUGAUUGUAGCGGAGUAUCCGGAUGCGAACGCGGAUUUCUACGACGAAGAGGCCGAGGACGACAUUUCCCUGGUAAUGGAGACCGUGCGCUCGAUACGAAACUUGCGUGCUGAGUUUCGCAUACAGCAACAUCAGCGCAUCGAGGCGGUGCUGGAUCUGCCACAGGACGGCGCGGUCGCGGAGGCAGAGGCGGACGUAAUUAAGAUGCUGGCGCGUGUGGAGCCGUUGAAGUUCGGCGCCGAGAGCAACGGUGCUAUAUCGAAUGACAGCGUUUCGCUGGUGCUGUCGAAGGGUGUGGUUACGAUCCCACUGGGCGGACUGGUGGACUUGGACAAGGAACGCGAACGUCUUCGCAGCGAGAUCGCGGACAUCGAGCUCAACAGGGAUCGGCUUGCCGUGCGCCUGAGUGAUGAGCGGUUCUUGUCAAGAGCACCCGACGAGGUGGUAGAGCGCGAACGUGAACGGCUGGAGAGCAUCGAAGAGCGUAAGGGCAGGGCGGAGGAUAUUCUGGCAAGGCUAGGGUGGGUAGGGCGCGCCCGCGCUUAG